This is a messenger RNA of Phalaenopsis equestris, 732 nucleotides long. RefSeq lists its product as uncharacterized. The coding region runs from base 1 to 732 and encodes 243 amino acids. The record is from RefSeq and is a predicted model, not a curated record. Lineage: Eukaryota; Viridiplantae; Streptophyta; Magnoliopsida; Asparagales; Orchidaceae. The transcript has 3 exons. Gene Ontology annotation, biological process: gravitropism; regulation of growth.
AUGCCGCGUGCCAAAAGGGAAAAUUCCUCUGUUCUCAAACAAAAAAUUAUUCUAUACGGUGUCCGAUCUGCAGUGUUCGAUCCGGAUCAUGCAUUGAAGCAAAAUAGCAGCAGAGAAGAAUUUCAAGACUGGCCACAAACAUUUUUAGCAAUUGGGACAUUCGGCAACAAUGAGUUGGGGGAAGAUUCACAAAUAGCUCAAAGUUCUUCUGAAACUCAAGAAUCAUCACACAAAAUUUCAGAUCUCAACAUAGAAGAAGUUAUCAAAUUCCAGAAAGAAAUAAGCAAACUGCUAAAUCUCAAGCUCAGUUCAAGCACAUAUGGAACUGAAACGGCUGAAAUCCAGAGCGCUGAUCACUCAAUAAAUGAAUCUGUAAUUACUUCCUUAACUCUGGAAGCUGACAACACCAUUUCUUCACUCAAAAUCUGUAAGGGAUCAACAGAUGAUUCCGAAGAUUCCAAGUUCACCUUAAACAAAUUCGAACACAUGCUUUCUGAUGAUUGCAAUUGGAUCAGGCAAAGAUCACUCCCUUCCCUUCUCAAUAAAAUGUUUAUAAGCAGAAGCAGUUUUUCACCACAGCCAAGUUUAAGAGACUCAAUUUCUGAAUCAAAACUGAAGAAGAUUUUGAAGAAAAUAAUUCACAAAAAGAUUCAUCCCCGAACUGUAUCUCGACCCCCAACAAUGAAGUAUUUGCAGAAGAACAAUGAAGAAGAUAAGGUGGAGGAACGUUGA